Messenger RNA from Letharia lupina, 861 nucleotides. RefSeq lists its product as uncharacterized. Gene Ontology annotation, cellular component: cytoplasm. Gene Ontology annotation, molecular function: ATP binding; kinase activity. Lineage: Eukaryota; Fungi; Ascomycota; Lecanoromycetes; Lecanorales; Parmeliaceae. The transcript has 3 exons. The record is from RefSeq and is a predicted model, not a curated record. Bases 1 to 861 code for a protein of 286 amino acids.
AUGAGCGAAAAGUCGUCUGUGACCGAUGACAUUCCUCGAUCGCCCAUAUUCAUUGGCGUUAACGGCCCUCAGGGUUCAGGGAAGACUACUUUGGUUUCGACACUUGCCGAAAAGCUCCGCCAACCCCCACAUUCUUAUUCGACAAUAGUCCUUUCCAUCGAUGAUCUUUACUUGACGCACGAGCAGCAAUCUGAGCUUGCUGCUUCUCAUCCUUCCAACCCGCUGAUCCAACAUCGCGGGCAACCAUCUACUCAUGAUCUUCCUCUGGCUCUUUAUUUGUUUUCGGACCUUCAACAGGGUAAAGUCACCAAAAUUCCCAGCUAUGACAAGAGUGCAUAUAGUGGACAAGGGGAUAGAGUUCCCAAAGAGGAGUGGCCAGAAGUAAAUCGAGAUAAAACACAUAAGACGGAAGUGGUACUCUUCGAAGGCUGGUGCGUAGGCUUCCGAGCUUUGCCAAGAGACAACUUGGUACAAGACUGGGAAGGUGCUGUAAGAGAACGAGAGAAAGGACAUUACGUUGGACGCCUUGGAUGGAACAGAUUAGAGGAUGUAGACUUUGUGAAUGAGGCUUUGCGGAGGUAUGAUCAGCUGACCGACCAGCUGGAUGCAUUGAUCCAUCUUGAUGCUGAAGAUCCAAUUUUCGUCUAUGAUUGGAGGUCUCAAAGCGAGAGAAAGCUUCGCGAGAAGAAAGGUUCGGGAAUGACAGACGAGCAAGUGGUCGACUUUGUGAACGGCUAUUACCCGGCAUACGAGCUCUUUACGACAAGGUUGAGAGCAGGCGCCUUCGAUGAAGGGAAAGGCAGACAAUUGAGGCUUGUCAUAGGGAGGGACAGAAGAGUGAGAGAAGUUGUGAGAUUGUGA